GAAAAGAAAUUGUGUACGCAACUCUAACUGUGUAUUAAAUGUGGCAAGUAGAAAUAGAAAUACAAAAUGGAAAAAAAGUGUUUUGUGCCACCUUAAACCUCUGAAAAUUCUAACAACUGAUCCCUGCAUCCUCUCGCCACGUGUCCAUAUACCCAAUAUCGACAACCCACGUGGUUCGGCGCUUCAUUAUUUUACUUGACCGCCGCGUUUACAACCACGUGGCGCCGAUCCAACUCCAUUCUUAUUUAAAGUUUAAACGGCUCCGAUUGCUCUUCGUCUCGCUCUUCUCAUGCAGCAGUUUCCGUAUUCCGUUUCGGUGCGUUCGUUUUUUUUCUAUUUCUUCUCUUCACGUUCUCACUCGUGAGAUCAACUACAUAUGAUUUUCGACGAAUUACGGCAAGGAUCGAUGGCACCGGAGGAUACCUGCCGAUCGGAGUUUAAAAGUGGGGAAGUGGUUUUGGAUAGUGGCGACCCCAAGAAAUCGAAGAAUUUUGGCCGGAAAAAGAUGGAACUCCGGCGGAUCAAGUCGGUUUCCACCGGAAAAUCCGGAGAUCUAGUGGAGUUUUUGGAUUGUAAGGUUUCUAGUAGGAAAAGGAGAUCCGAUGUUAAGAAAGAGAUAAAAUUGAUGGAAGAAGCGUUGCUGGUUGAGAGCGACGUCGGACUCGGAGGAUCUCGAGACGCCGCGUGCCCGGCUCAUGGAGCAGUGUCGAUCAUCGGUCGCCGGAGAGAAAUGGAGGACGCGGUGGCGGCGGAGCUGGAUUUUCUGAAGAAAGGCGGGAAGAGUUACAGUUUCUUCGGAGUUUACGAUGGACACGGCGGGUUUCACGUGGCGCGGGCUUGUAGUGAGAUGAUGCAUAAGUUGUUGGUGGAGAUUGUAGAGGAAGACGUAGGUGAAGAGAUAGCGUGGGAUAGAGUCAUGGCGGUGGGUUUUAGGAAGAUGGACGAGGAAGUGAAUAAGAGUGGUGCUUUGGUGGCGUCCACUGGCUCCACCGCCGUCGUGGCGGUGGUGGGGGAGGAGGAGGUCGUGGUGGCCAAUUGCGGCGAUUCCAGGGCGGUGCUGUCACGCGGCGGUGUUGCCGUACAGUUAUCUGAUGAUCACAAGCCUGAUAGAGCUGAUGAACUAGAGAGGAUUGAAGGGUGUGGAGGCAAGGUAAUCAACUGGAAUGGGCACAGAGUUUUGGGGGUCCUGGCGACCUCUAGAUCGAUAGGUGAUGAAUAUCUAAAACCAUUUGUAAUAACGGAUCCGGAAGUGAAGAUUGUGGGUCGGACGAAACGGGAUGAGUUCUUGAUACUGGCGAGCGACGGGCUGUGGGAUGUGAUUUCUAAUGAGGUUGCAUGCCAGGUGGUGAGGAGGUGUUUAAGGAGGAGCCGCUCAGCCUCAGCGGAGGCAGCUGCCGUCUUGGUCGAGUUGGCAAUGGCUCGCGGCAGCUACGACAACAUCAGCGUCCUCAUCGUCGAUCUCACCUGAAUAUCCUUGUACAAUAUCUCUGCAACUUUUAUACGUCCUUUUUAACUGUAAGCAUGCUUCUGUUUUAACCUAGAAUAUUUUCACUUGCUGCGCUCGACAUCCUAUAUUUAUGUUGAGCUAUUCAUAGUUUUAAAGCAAUGAGAAGCCAGAAAGAUUUUCAAGGCCAACAAA
Molecule: messenger RNA, 1639 nt
Organism: Salvia miltiorrhiza (redroot sage)
Lineage: Eukaryota; Viridiplantae; Streptophyta; Magnoliopsida; Lamiales; Lamiaceae
Product: protein phosphatase 2C 51-like
Exons: 3
Coding region: 377-1468 (363 amino acids)
Biological process (GO): protein dephosphorylation
Cellular component (GO): cytosol; nucleus
Molecular function (GO): cation binding; protein serine/threonine phosphatase activity
Source: RefSeq, a predicted model, not a curated record